Messenger RNA from Teleopsis dalmanni, 512 nucleotides. Its product is annotated as proton channel OtopLc-like. The transcript has 4 exons. Bases 78 to 491 code for a protein of 137 amino acids. Gene Ontology annotation, biological process: proton transmembrane transport. Gene Ontology annotation, molecular function: proton channel activity. NCBI's taxonomy places the organism in Eukaryota, Metazoa, Arthropoda, Insecta, Diptera, Diopsidae. Gene Ontology annotation, cellular component: membrane. The record is from RefSeq and is a predicted model, not a curated record.
AAAAAAUAUUAAGCACUAAUAAGCACUCAUAUUUUUAUAGUUAAAAUAACUGAUUUACUCAUAUUUUCUUGCAAUUAAUGAAUUUCAAUAAGUUAAAGACAUCAUUAUUCAUCGUCACCAGCUUGGUGUAUGCCAUCAUUUUAAUCGUCGUUUGCAUUGCAUAUGUCAUUAGUGAUGUGACCACACAUCGUCUGCCAGUGCUCUAUUACGAGACAUUCUUCACUUAUCUAUAUGGCGCUAGCAUACUCUUCCUGCUCUAUGUGUUCUGUUUUCUACUACAGGAAAGCUCCUGUUGUAAUGGCGGUGGCAAUAAACCAAAAUCUCCACCAAAAGAGAAAAAGUCAAAGAAAAAGUCACCAGAUCCAGCCGAUUCGAAGGAUGCGAAAGGUUCAAAGGAUUCUGGCAAGAGUAGCAAACCAAGUCCUUAUCAGGAGCGAUAUCCGGUAAAGAAACGUGAUCUGGUACGCCAAUCUCUGACGUUGCAGGUAUGAACAACAACAACAACAACAGCA